GCCGCGCCCAGCCUCGCCGCAGCCGCCCCGGGACCUGCCGCGGCUUUUUGUUCCUCGGCCCUCGCCGAUUCGCGGAACCCCGGGAGCCGCGCCCCCGGCCCGCCGGCCAGCCCCAGACCCCGCGUCCCAGCCGGCAUGGAGACAGUGGAGAAAGAGUGCGGGGCCCUGGGGGGCCUCUUCCAGGCCAUCGUUAAUGACAUGAAGAGCUCCUACCCCAUCUGGGAAGACUUCAAUUCAAAGGCCACUAAGCUGCACUCUCAGCUCAGGACCACCGUCCUGGCCGCAGUCGCUUUCCUGGAUGCCUUCCAGAAAGUGGCCGACAUGGCCACCAACACCCGAGGGGCCACAAGAGACAUUGGCUCAGCCCUCACCCGGAUGUGCAUGCGUCACCGAAGCAUUGAGACCAAGCUUCGGCAGUUUACCAAUGCCCUGUUGGAAAGCCUCAUCAACCCCCUGCAAGAGAGGAUUGAGGACUGGAAAAAAACCGCCAAUCAGCUCGACAAAGACCAUGCAAAAGAAUACAAACGGGCUCGCCACGAGAUCAAGAAGAAAUCAUCAGACACACUAAAACUGCAGAAGAAAGCCCGAAAAGGGAAAGGGGACCUGCAGCCGCAGCUGGACAACGCCCUGCAGGACGUGAACGACAUGUACCUGCUGCUGGAGGAGACGGAGAAGCAAGCCGUGCGCCGGGCGCUCAUCGAGGAGAGGGCUCGGUUCUGCACCUUCAUCACCUUCCUCCAGCCCGUGGUGAACGGAGAGAUCACCAUGCUGGGGGAGAUCACCCACCUACAGGGCAUCAUUGAUGACCUGGUGGUGCUGACGGCCGAGCCCCAUAAGCUGCCGCCAGCCAGUGAGCAGGUAAUCAAAGAUCUGAAAGGCUCCGACUAUAGCUGGUCAUACCAGACUCCGCCAUCUUCCCCCAGCAGCUCUGGCUCUCGCAAGUCCAGCAUGUGUAGCAGUGGGAACAGUGCAAAGGGUGGCGGCCCGUGGCCUGGCGGGUCCCAAACAUACUCACCCAGUUCCACCUGUCGCUACCGCAGCCUGGCGCAGCCAGCUAGCACCAGUACCCGCCUCUCCAGCGUCUCCUCCCACGAUUCCGGCUUCAUCUCCCAGGAUGCCGUGUACUCCAAGCCGCCGUCCCCGAUGCCCUCGGACAUCACCAGCCAGAAGUCCUCCAGCUCGGCGUCCUCCGAGGCCUCGGAAACCUGCCAGUCAGUUAGCGAGUGCAGCUCCCCCACUUCGGAUUGGUCCAAGGCCGGGCCAUAUGACCAGCCAACGGCAACCACUCUCCAGAGGAGGAAGGACCGAGUAGAACAUCUGAGGGAAGCAGAAGUGGGCCCGGGCAGUGGAGGCUACCCCAGCAUCGGUGGGGAGGAGGCACCCCGACCCAGGAUGUCCCCUGCAACCAUCGCAGCUAAGCAUGGUGAAGAGGUCUCUCCUGCUGCCAGUGACCUGGCCAUGGUGCUGACCCGUGGCCUGAGCCUUGAGCACCAGAAGAGCAGCCGGGACUCCCUGCAAUAUUCAAGUGGCUAUAGCACCCAAACAACCACCCCUUCCUGUUCAGAGGACACCAUCCCCUCCCAAGGUUCGGAUUACGACUGCUACUCAGUGAAUGGGGAUGUGGAAGGCGAGGGCCAGAGCGAGUUCGACAAGUCUUCCACCAUCCCCCGAAACAGCAACAUCGCCCAGAACUACCGCCGGAUGAUCCAGACCAAGCGGCCGGCCUCCACGGCCGGCCUGCCCACGGGCAUGGCUCUGCCCUCGGGGGCCCCUCCGGGCGUGGCCACCAUCCGCCGCACGCCCUCCACCAAACCAUCCGUGCGCCGCACUCUCUCCAACGCCGGCCCCAUCCCCAUCCGCCCGCCGAUCGUCCCGGUGAAGACGCCCACGGUGCCCGAUUCGCCCGGUUACGCGGGCCCCACGCGGGUGGGCAGCGAGGAGUGCGUCUUCUACGCCGAUGACGCCUCCUCUCCCCACGCGCCCGAUUUCGCCAAGGCCUCCCCGAAGCGGCUGAGCCUCCCCAACACUGCCUGGGGCAGCAGCUCCCUGGAGGUGGCCGGCUACCCGGGGGCCGGACAGUCUCUCUCAGCGGAGGAGGCCGAGGAAGAGCAGCAGCUGGCAGCCAACCGCCACAGCCUGGUGGAGAAGAUCGGGGAGCUGGUGGCGGGCGCCCACGCUCUGGGAGAGGGCCAGUUUCCCUUUCCCACUACCUUAUCCAGCACCUCAGGGGAAGAGACGCCUCUCCCACCCCCCGCCGCUUCCAGCGACCCUCCCGCGGAAGACAUGCUGGUGGCCAUCCGGCGCGGGGUGCGGCUGCGAAGGACCAUCACCAAUGACAGAUCCGCUCCCCGCAUCUUGUGAUCUUGCUGCCCCCUCCCCGCCUCCCAACUAAGGGAGCCCUCGGGGUCGGACUGAGCAGCUGGGGCCACGGGAGAGAGGAGUUAGGAGAGAAAAACAAUCGGGAGCCACGUUCAGUAAAAAGGAAAAACAGUAAAGGAGAGAAAAAGAAAAGUUAAAAAAAAAAAUACAAGGCAAAGCCACUUUAUGGAUAGAGACAGAAUUUAGAUUUACAAAUUUAAACAAGAAAAAACUUCUUUAACAAACCUUGGAAAGGUGGAGCCAUUAGGCCUUGAACUCUCCUGGAGUCUCUUUCGUACUCUGUCUCAGCCCCCUCUGUUUCCUUCUCUUCUUCUCCUUGCCAGCCCUUGCCUUCUGCACAUCUUGCCCCUUCCUAGUGAGUGGUGGGGAAAGGUGUCCCUGGCCAGCCAUGGGUCAGGGAAGAUGCCCAGCCAGGCCUGGGAGCAGCAGCUCACACACCCCCAUCCACACUCACUUACACACUCACUCACACACACACUCACUCAGCACCUCCUACAAAGGAAGGAAAUGACCCUGGGCUUUCUCGAACUCCUUGUGUCCGUCUCACCGUCCUCCGGCCGAGGCACGGGGACCUAGUGUGAGCAGCUGCUUGGUUCCUCCCUGUCCUGUUCUUGCCUUUCUCCUUUGUUCCUUCCCUCCUUCUCAAUGUCUCUGCUCUCUGCGUUAGCCACGAUGGCAGGACGAGGCCGGUAGCACUUCGGAGAGCCGCGGCCCCCCGGCUGGGGUCUUGGGACUCCACAGGAGGGAGCAGCACGCUUGGCCGGGGCCCACCGGGAGUCACCGGGAGCCGGCUGUCACCCGGCCUCUGUAGCAAUAGGCCCUGCGGCCUCGGGGACCGGAGCCCCCGGCACAGGUCUGUGGGAGGGGAGUGAGCGGGAGCAGUCCGUGGUCUAGCAGGGUCAUUCCAGUUCUGCACCUUCUUCCCGCUCGUCAGAGGCAGUGGUGGGCAGUUCUUUCUGAUGGGGAAGGUGGGAGACCUGUAGGAGCUGAGGAAAACACUGGGAAAAAGGAAAACGAUGUCCAGAGUGCCGUGGGACGCCUCGGUCCACGGGGGCGGGUGGCGACGUCUCCAGGGGAGCCAGGUCUGGUCCGAGCACCUUGUGACGGAAACUCCGGUGGCACUUUUGGGUCAGUUUCGGCCGUCCGGUCAUCCCCACGCGGGGUCGGGGGCUAGAGCUGUACAGAGGGUAUAUGUGUAGGGCGGGGUGGGGAUUAUUUUGUUAAUAUAAUAAUAAAAUGAAGGCGAUCAUACCUGGGUGAAGAUUGUGCGUGUGGAUGCGAGGCGUGUCUGUGUGAGUGUGUGACGGCUCCAAGCUGUACCUUUGCAGAGGGGCUGUGAGUGGGAGUGAGUGGGAGUGUGUGCUGUGCACACACCUGUGACAGAAGCAGCUGGGUUGUAGCCGUACGGGUCUUUGGCAGGAAAAGGGAAGUCGUGUUUGCGUUAGGAAGCCAGGGAGUGGCUGAUAUUCUCUCUCCAGUGUCUGGAGUUUGGCCCAAAUGGUCGGAAGGGCCUGGGGGUCUAAGCUGUAGACCCCCGUGUGGCCCGUGGCAGGGUUAGGGCAGCGAGGCAGGCAGAAGGGAAGGGGGGUGACUGCUGAAGGUUGGCUUUGACCCUCUGUUGCUGGAGGAGAUGCCUUCCGGGAAGACCCCCUCCGUGGGCUCUCGCCUUCCAAGCCUGUGCCAGGAAGCGGCGGGGGUGGUAGGGUGGGGGUGGCCUUCCCUGCUCCCAUACAGUGCCAAAAUGUGGGCCCUCCUGCAGGGCGGGGGCAGGGUCUCAGGCCACGGGGAGAGGGGCUGCAGGCGCCCCCCCCCUUCCUUUGUUCCACCACUCCAUAGUCUAAACAGGGUAAAAAGCAUGUGAGAUUAGGGCAAGAGGAGAGGUUCCUGUACCCAAGAGGAAAGUGUCCGAGGGGACAAGAAGGCCUUGUCCCCACCACCGCUAUCUCCCAGAGGCAAGGUGGUCAGUGGGCUUGGGAAGGCUGGUUUUUCCAUGGGUGAGCUUCACUCCUGCACCGCCCUUCGCCUUAGGAACCCAAAGACAUCUUUCUUGUGCCAUAACACAAAGGGGUCUCUGGAUUCAUGGCAGGAAAACCCGUUUCACCUGAAUUCCCUCCCUUUUCCAUUUGUCACUUCAAAUGACAUUAUCGGUGUCGGGAGCACAUUUUCUCAAGCUUCAGGGCCGGCCUUGCCAGCCCACCUUCUCAAGGGCCCCCGGAGUGUUUCUGAGCUAGAACAUAGAAGAGCUGAGGGGAGCCUCGGGCUGGGGUCCGUGAGCGGCUCAGCUUGUGGAAGAGCCGCUUCCCCUGGGGCCGGAGGCCAGUCGCGCGGUGGUGACGCUGAGUAGCGUGUCCUGAGGACGGCACAGGGACAGGGCGAGGGGGCUCCCCGGGGCAGGAAAAAGCAUUGGGCGGGGGUCGGUGAGGUUCACGUGGAAGCUGAUGGUUUGCGGUGGUGUGGGACGUGGCACGUGUGGCGGGUUUGCAGCCAGUGAGUGUGUUCGGGGUGGGAUGGGGUGGGCUAGUGUGUGUGCUGGGGGAGGGAGGGUGUAGAGGAGCAGUUUUUUGGUGUAAAAUGGUGGGAAGUGUAAGGGGUUCCCCGUCCUCUGUGCCUUCCCUUUUCCCCUUGCUUCCUUACAUGGCAGGAACGUCAUUGGACUUUUUCAGGGGCUCCCAGGGGUCUCGGUCAGAGGAUCUUUGCUGUAGCCUGUGCAAAGACCCUGGCCCCAGCACCAAAUUUUGGGUCCAAACGUGCUGGAGGAGGGAGAUUCAGGGAGGACUCUUGACUUUUGGGGUUGGGAGGGGCUCAUUCUGUGACUGGGGGAGUAGAAUUCUCAGCCAUACAAAAUUCACUGCAGAAGAGGGGAUUCCGGCUCUGACCUUGGCCUUGCGUUACUUUGCUACCCUUCGGGGUGUUCCUUGCAAUGAUACACCUUCCGGCGGCCCCCCAGCUUUCCUCCCAAAUGUCCAGGCAGCGGGAGCCCCUGCAAGGCUUCAGGUGAGGGCUCUGCUGGGAGGGCUGCCGAGCUACAGACAGCACGGAUGCUCUCUUUGCUCAUUGCAGCUUCUUCGGUAACACUUGCUCUCGCUCUUGCUCUUUGGCCCUCGCGGGCAGGAGUAAGAAAUGCUCGCUCUUCCAGGAGAACGAGAAAAGGCCCCCAUCGCCCUCCGCAUGCCAUGCUUUCUGAAGGGAGGAGACAGGACAAGCUAGAGAAGGCGAUGGGAGGGAAGGACGCGGAGCGGGACAGAAUCGGGAAGGCCGCGGGGCCUUCGAGGAAGCCCCCAAACCCUCCUCUCUAGGCUGAGCCCAUCAUAUCCCCGUUGCCCCUGGAAGCACCCUGGUGUUGUAUAUAAUGCUCCAAUUCUGCCCUUGUUUGUGGGCCCCGGCCCGGCCCUGUCCCGUCAUUAGCCAUUAGUAAUAACCACGUAGGCCCUCUCUGACUGGAGCCAACAUUACCGCCACAUAGACAAAUUUUUUUGUUUAGUUUGGGGAUUUGUUUGUUUUUAUUUUUCAUUUUGUACAGAGAAAAAUCCCUUUCAAAAGUGUCUUUCGACUGACGUAACUUUUCUGGUGCUGUUGUUAACCCGUUUCUUUUUUUUAAUUUAUUUUCCCUUUCUCCUCGUGCUCCCUUUGGCUCCCCCUCCUCCUCACCCCCAGCCCUUCUAUCCAGAUAACGUUUCUUUCCUUGGUUUGUUUGUUGGACUUUGGAUAAAUUCCCCCCUUCCCCUCCUGCCCCACCUCCGUGAUCCAGCCCUUGAGUUGAAUAGUCACUGCUACAAGUAACAAGCGCACUGUGAACACUCCAGUAUUAAUAAAAGCUGUACUGUACUUAA
This is a messenger RNA of Antechinus flavipes (yellow-footed antechinus), 6209 nucleotides long. RefSeq names its product MTSS I-BAR domain containing 2 (gene MTSS2). Gene Ontology annotation, cellular component: cytoplasmic side of plasma membrane; actin cytoskeleton. Gene Ontology annotation, biological process: cell projection assembly; plasma membrane organization. NCBI's taxonomy places the organism in Eukaryota, Metazoa, Chordata, Mammalia, Dasyuromorphia, Dasyuridae. Gene Ontology annotation, molecular function: phospholipid binding; actin binding. The transcript is spliced from 14 exons. The coding region runs from base 136 to 2361 and encodes 741 amino acids. The record is from RefSeq and is a predicted model, not a curated record.